UUGUUUCCCGUGUUUCUUCCUUUCUUGUUCUUUGAAGUAGCCGACGGUGCCCUGUUCUUCCUCCUUCUUGCCCACCUUCUUCCAAAGCAGAUCGGAAACAUAAAAGCCUUUCACCCACCGGCCUUCUUUCUCCCUAACUACUUCCAAGUAGAAAACCCAUUUCCCCUGUCUUCCUUUCUUUCUUUGUCUCUGAAGCAGCCGACCUCCCUUCUUGCCCACCUUCUUCCAAAGCAAAUCGGAAAUACCAAAGCAUCUCAGUCACCGGCUGUCUUUCUCCCUAACUACUUCAAAGCAGAAAAGCCCAUUUCCCCUCACCGGAAAAUCCCCACCAAAAUCCCAUUUCUCCUCCUGUGAGUGUCCUUCCUUUUCUCUGAUUUUUUUUCCUUUUUUGGUGUUUCUACUACCAAUUUGGUGGUGAUGAAUGAUGAUGGUUGGUUGGUAGUAUCUGGGCGACGCGACAAAGCAGGGCAUGGGUCGGUGAAGCCAAGUGAAGCAGGGCAUGGGUCGGUGAAGCCAAACGAAGCAGGGCAUGGGUCGCAAGAAACAAGACUCGGGUGGAAUCAUGAAAAAGGCACAAUUGAUGCUACUCCUCAACGAUGGGCUGAAUUGAAAGCGGAGAAUAAAGAAUAUGGUAAAUUUGAGCAUCAUGGAUUAGAAAACACAGUGGAGUUGCAGCAAAUGUUUGACAAAAUAGUGGUCACCGGUGAAACUGCAUGGACUCCAGCUGCUGGGCCUAUUCCUCCAGUACAACAAAAUGUGGGGUUUGAAGAUGCUGUUGAUUUGGAAGAAGGAAGUGGUGAUUCUGAUGAGAUGAAUGUCAUCCCAACACAAACUGGUGGAAGCAGUGAAAAAAGGAAGAAAAACACAAUUGGUCCUUCACUUACCGGCAAAGGGAAGAAAGUGAAAGUAGGAGGUGCAGCAUACAUGCAGAAACAAUUGAAUCGUCUUUGUGAUGCAGUUGAAAGUUAUACCACAACUACUUUGAGUGAUUCAUCAAAGAAAAAUUAUGAAACAUAUCUUGAUACCACUGAAGAAUGUAUGGAGAUGUUGUUAACUUUACCUGAAGUUGAAGAUGGUAAUGAGCUUUUUAUGUUAGCAAGAGUUGGAAAGGGACAAGAUAAGGUCAGAGAUGGAGAGGGAGAGAUUUGGUGGUAGAAGGUAUUAUUAGGAUGUUUGUAUUUGAGUUUUUAGUAUUAAGACAAUCGUAAUGCUUGUAUUUUGAGAUACAAAACUGUUUUCUUUUUUAUUUGUAUUUUCAUUGUAUGUGGACUAAUGUUAUGAAUUUAUGUCUUUUUCUCUAUAAGAAUUUUAUAUUAAUCCUUGUUUAGAUUAUCACUUAUCUUGAAAUAUUAUAAGUUUUUUUUUUUUUGUUAAUUUGUAAAAGUUAAUCAAAAGUUAAAAUAAUA
This is a messenger RNA of Rubroshorea leprosula, 1406 nucleotides long. The record is from the annotation of a GenBank genome assembly. Lineage: Eukaryota; Viridiplantae; Streptophyta; Magnoliopsida; Malvales; Dipterocarpaceae.